Anguilla anguilla (European eel) is the source of this 3493-nucleotide messenger RNA. Its product is annotated as E3 ubiquitin-protein ligase UHRF1. NCBI's taxonomy places the organism in Eukaryota, Metazoa, Chordata, Actinopteri, Anguilliformes, Anguillidae. Gene Ontology annotation, biological process: negative regulation of gene expression via chromosomal CpG island methylation. The record is from RefSeq and is a predicted model, not a curated record. The transcript has 17 exons. Gene Ontology annotation, molecular function: metal ion binding; protein binding; ubiquitin protein ligase activity. The coding region runs from base 179 to 2527 and encodes 782 amino acids.
UUUUUACUAGGCAGGCGGGGAAAUAUACGAUUGAAGUCUCAUUGAUUCGUUUCUGUCUUGGUUUGUAGUCUAUCGGAACAUUUAGCAAACUCUCGGAAGUUGUUUUUAAAAAAAAAGCUAAAUACAUUCUGACUUACUUUCAGCAUUUUUGAAGGGGGCCAAACACAGGACUGCAACAAUGUGGAUUCAGGUGCGUACUAUGGAUGGCAAGGAGACCCAUCGGAUCGACUCCCUAUCCAAGCUGACCAAGGUGGAUGAGCUUAGGCUGAAGAUCGCACAGCUUUUCAAGGUGGAGCCAGAAAGGCAACGACUCUUCUACAGGGGCAAACAGAUGGAAGAUGGACAUACUAUCUUUGAUUACAAUGUGGGUUUGAACGACAUUGUGCAGCUGCUUGUGAGACAAGCCCCGCCCCCUGCUGUCCUCAAGGACAAGGAGGCGGAACUUUCAGACUCCGACUCGGGCUGUGGCUCUGCUCAAAGUGAGUCGGACAAGAACUCUACGCACGGGGAGGUAGAAGCCCAGGCUGCGGGCACCUCAGCCCAGGUGGAGCUCCCUGAGCUCAUCGAUCCAGGCUUUGGCCUGUACAAGAUCAAUGAAUAUGUGGAUGCCCGAGACUUGAACAUGGGUGCUUGGUUUGAGGCCCAGAUUGUCAACGUGACCAAGGAAGCUCCAAGCUCUGCGGAGGCAGAUGGCACAGAAGAGGACAUUCGCUACCAUGUCAAAUAUGAAGAUUACCCAGAGAAUGGCGUGGUGGCGCUACAGGGGAAAGACGUGCGUCCGCGUGCCCGCACCGUGUACCAGUGGCACCAGCUGGAGGAGGGCAUGGUGGUGAUGGUAAACUACAACCCUGACGAGCCUAAGGAGCGAGGCUACUGGUACGACGCCCAGAUCCAGAGGAAGAGGGAGACCCGCACCCUGCGUGAAAUCUACGCCAAGAUAAUCCUUGGAGAUGCGGGCGACUCGCUGAACGACUGCCGCAUCAUGUUUGUGACCGAGAUCUUCAAGAUCGAGGAGCCCGGAAGCACGGAGACCACCGGAGCCACGGCCGACAGUCCCCUGAAAAGGUCCAACGGUCCGGAGUGCAAGCACUGCAAGGACGACCCCAAGAAGAACUGCCGCCACUGCAACUGCCACGUGUGCGGCGUGAAGCAGGACCCCGACAAGCAGCUGCUGUGCGACGAGUGCGACAUGGCCUUCCACAUAUACUGCCUCAGCCCUCCCCUCACCUCCAUCCCCGAGGACGAGGACUGGUACUGUCCAGACUGCAGAAAUGAUGUCAGCGAGGUUGUUCUUGCUGGAGAGAAACUGAAGGAGAGCAAAAAGAAAGCCAAGAUGGCUUCUGCAAGCUCCUCCAGCCAGCGGGACUGGGGGAAGGGCAUGGCUUGCGUUGGGCGCACAAAGCAUUGUACCAUCGUCCCAUCCAAUCACUACGGCCCGGUGCCAGGGGUGCCUGUGGGCUCCCUGUGGAAGUUCCGAGUCCAGGUCAGUGAGUCGGGAGUCCAUAGGCCGCAUGUUGCUGGAAUUCACGGCAGGAGCAAUGAUGGCGCCUACUCCCUUGUGCUGGCUGGAGGCUACGAGGACGAUGUGGACGAUGGGAAUGAGUUCACCUAUACGGGAUCUGGUGGGCGGGACCUGUCAGGGAAUAAGAGGACUGCUGAGCAGUCAUGUGAUCAGAAGCUGACCAACAUGAACAGGGCGCUGGCUCUGAACUGCAACGCGCCGAUUAACGACAAGCGGGGGGCCGACGCCAAGGCCUGGAAGGAGGGGAAGCCCGUGAGGGUGGUGCGCAGCUCCAAAGGCCGCAAGCACAGCAAGUACUCCCCCGAGGACGGCAACCGGUAUGACGGCAUCUACAAGGUAGUGAAGUACUGGCCGGAGAAGGGCAAGUCGGGUUUCCUGGUGUGGAGGUACAUGUUGAAGCGCGACGACGACGAGCCCGCCCCCUGGACCCGGGAUGGCAAGGAGAGGGUCAAGAAACUGGGGCUCUCCAUGCAGUAUCCUGAGGGGUAUCUGGAGGCUGUGGCUGCUAAGGAAAAAGAGAAGGAGAACAAGAUGGAGGAGGAGGAGGAAGAGGAGAAGGAGGUCACUGACACACCCAGCAAGGGGAAGAGAAAGAGGAAAUCCCAGCUAGAAGGGAAAAAGUCUCCAGCCAAAAAUACACCCAAAAAGUCGAAAGUGGAGACGUACAAACUGACCGCGGAACAGAAAGCUCUGAUUAAGGAGGACGAGCUCAACAAGAAGCUGUGGGACGAAGCCAUGGAGUCCCUGAAGCAGGGGCCGAAAUUUCUGAGCAAAGUGGAAGAGGGGUUCCUGUGUAUAUGCUGCCAGGAAGUUGUUUAUCAGCCGGUCACUACGGAGUGUCAGCACAAUGUAUGCAAGGAAUGUCUACAGCGCUCUUUCAAGGCUGAAGUGUACACGUGUCCAGCUUGCAGACAUGACCUGGGCAAAAACAACCCAAUGAAAGUCAACAAGCCCCUCCAAGCCAUCCUCAGCCAGUUCUUCCCUGGGUACAGCAGUGGACGGUGAUGAGCGACUCACCCCCCCUCCACGUCCUUAAUUACCACUGCUUUCCCUCUUUAAAGAAUGAAUGAACAGUGAUGGUGGAUUCGCAGUGCAAUUCGUACAGAGAAUCAUUUUUUCAUAAUAUAUUGGAUGGUUUGAAGACCAUAGUGCACAAGACUUAUCUAAUUGGGUGAUGGAUACUCCCCAUAAUAUCUUUGGUAACUUUUUAGUUUCAGAUUCUCUAAGAUUUGCUUCGUAGCUUGAAUAGAAAGGGAUAAGAGCCAGUGCCUUGGUAAAAAUGAAGCCCUUCUGUACUGGCCAAUCAAACCACGGCUGGGUUUAUGUCGUCAUUAAAACACCUAAGUUACAUUUCUUAACAAAAGGGAGCUAAAGAAAAUCCACAAUUGUUUUUAAAUCACUAUUAAUUUGCCCUGCUGUAGUUUUUAACAUGUUCAAUUAAGUGGCAGGCUUUAUAUUUAAGUGGUUUAAAUAGGCUAGUUAUCCCCUUCCCAUGUAAAUUUUUGCGAUUUGUUCCAGAUUAUUGUUAUCUUUUCCUCCUGUUGACCAUUGAGUUAAUUGCAUUGGAUAGGGUUGCUGUUAUCAACUGCUUCACAGCUAACCAGCUUCAUAUAAAACUAAGACUGAAGCAGAUAUUUUAUCUAUAAUUCAAAGUCCUAUGUAAUUACAAUCAGGACCCCUUGGGAAUCAAUUUAACCUUCUCUACUGUUUUUAAAUGGACACACUGUUUUCCCACUGGUUCUGAGUUGGUAUAUUUGUGCUCAUUAAUUCAACACAAAAUACUGCAGGUUAACUUUAUGGCAAUACCUCAUGUUUCCAUAGAAAUGAACUCAGACUGGAACUUUGUCUUGAAAUUGUAUUUUUGUAGCUGUUUUAGCCAUUCUGUUAUGUAGUGCAUUAUCGCAUAUCUGUUUAAAUGUAAGAAAUCCAAGGAUUUGCAAUGUCUUUUUAAAAUAAAAUAAAGUUCUUAAA